Molecule: messenger RNA, 480 nt
Organism: Pararge aegeria (speckled wood butterfly)
Lineage: Eukaryota; Metazoa; Arthropoda; Insecta; Lepidoptera; Nymphalidae
Product: protein Fer3-like
Exons: 4
Coding region: 1-480 (159 amino acids)
Biological process (GO): developmental process; regulation of transcription by RNA polymerase II
Molecular function (GO): RNA polymerase II transcription regulatory region sequence-specific DNA binding; protein dimerization activity; DNA-binding transcription factor activity, RNA polymerase II-specific
Source: RefSeq, a predicted model, not a curated record
AUGUCCUACGGUAGCGAGACGCCGCAUAUUUGGAGUAGCUCUUCAGGUGGUGAGGUUUCUCCGUACGGUCCUUUGUGGGACGGACCGCCUGCGCCGGUUCCUUACCCCGACAUCCUGGCUUUUCCACCCGCCGAUCUGGUGUGGUCGGCGGGAUGCGGGCGAUCUUCAGCCCGCUCGACGCCGGGAGGUAAGAAGCCGCGACGCCGCGUCGCGUCAGUCGCGCAGCGUCGCGCCGCCAACAUCCGCGAGCGAAGACGCAUGUUCAACCUCAACGAAGCCUUCGACAAGUUACGGAGAAAGGUGCCGACGUUCGCUUACGAAAAGCGACUCUCCCGUAUCGAGACUCUUCGUCUCGCGAUCACAUACAUAAGCUUUAUGUGCGAACUGCUCCACGGAUCCCCGCAGCCUCACCACUCUUCUCAUGCCUCUUUGCACCCACCACGUCACGUAUUUGACGCAGAAGUGCCAUGGUGUGCUUAA